Messenger RNA from Drosophila virilis, 6640 nucleotides. RefSeq names its product female sterile (1) Nasrat (gene fs(1)N). Gene Ontology annotation, cellular component: cell surface. NCBI's taxonomy places the organism in Eukaryota, Metazoa, Arthropoda, Insecta, Diptera, Drosophilidae. Gene Ontology annotation, molecular function: heparin binding. The record is from RefSeq and is a predicted model, not a curated record.
UAUCUACUUUGUGUAAAAAUUAAACCGCAAUUAAGAGAGAAAAAAAAAAACAUGAAAUUGGUGCUGUGCCUGCUAUUGUACGCGACUUGCAGCCGCAAUGGCGAAGCCAACAGUACCACCAAGCCUCUCUCCGCCACGUCGGUUCAACGAGCUGAGGUGGAUAAGCUGCGCAGUGAACUCAACGCCGCAUUUGAUGCGGGCGAAGAGACGCCCGAGGGCGUCAUAGUGCAGCCGGAGUGGACCAAGCACGGCAGCAAACCCAGUGCCAGUGGCAAACCCAGCAAAGUUAUAGUCAACGAAGCGUCACUAAAAGCAGCGGAGGCGCUUCGCUCUGAGAUAAAUGACGCAGUCGCCAAGCAGGGGCAACCAGAGGAAGUGCGUCAGCUCGAGGCGGCCGUUAAAGCUAAAACAGGCGGAACACAGAAUGAAGCAAUUGUUAGCAGUACGCGCGAUGAGAUGCUGGGCAGCAGUCAGCCGGAUCAGGCUGGUCAGGCCAAUGUGGUUGAUGCCACACCGAUGGACAUUGAUCUGGCGCAGUUACAGCAACUGCAAUUGUCCAAGCGGCGGACGCGCGAAAUGCUUGUGCUGAGUCGCAUUGAGGAAAAUCUACAGUUUAUGAUCGGAGCAGAUGUGUCGCAUUGGCUGCAGCUGCAGCAGAAUGGUAGCGUCUAUUUCCUGGGUCGACGCAACUAUGAUUUGUUGCUAUUGGAGCAACAAGCUCUUAUUUCUGGCGCCAAUUUUCACAGCUAUGCAGCGCUUCAACCAUUGCCCGUGCCGGCGGGCAUUGAUGCGAUACUUAGCUACGAACGCUGGAAUAGGCAGGCACAGCUGCAGGAGAGUGUGGUGCUGCUGGCCACGCAACAGCAGUUGCUGUGGUAUCGCUUAGAGGCGAAUAGCGGCCUGAAACAGUUCUGGCACUGGCCGGUGGGCAGCGACAUUGAUAAGCUGUUGGCGUUUGUUGUGGAGAACCGUGAGUAUCUGGUCCUGAUGCACAAUCGUACACUCAGCAUUUAUGCCCAUGAUGUGGAUGGCCUGGAAUUCUGGAUUGUGCAACGCCUGCAGUUGGAGCAGACGAUUACGGCGCUGGCCGUGCAGGACACGGGUCGGGAUCUAUUGCUUGCCGUAGGUCAGUCUGAUGAGGCGCUCAUCUAUGCACAUAAUAUGCGUGAGCUGGCGCUGGAUGCGGGCCUGCAGCUGCAGCUGCGACAACGGCUGGAAGCACCAAAGAUCGCCGACAUAGCCGCUUUCCAAAUGGGCGGUCGCAACUAUCUGGCUUUGGGCGGUCUGCGACCACAGAUACUCGCCUAUGUACAGGGCCAGCUCGUGCCUAGAACGCUUCUCGGACAGAACUUUGGUCUGGUCGAGCUAUUUUUGCCAGUACCCGUGCGCAGCUAUCGGGAUGAUCUGUUGCUGCUUGUGCAGCAUCGCGUCUACUUCGACACGCACACUGUGCUUCAGCUGGAGGUGCUCGUCUGGAAUGGUGAGGCUUUCGAGGCUAGCCUGCCGGCGCCGUGUGAGCUCGGCACCCAGACACGUUAUGGCGCCGGCUGUAUGCUGGACGAGCAGCGAGAGGCGGGCUUGGCAGGAGCCGCGCUGCUGCGUCAAAUGCAGCCACCGCUGUUACUUGUGCCUCGCCAAGCGGCGGCGUCAGGCCUGUUUCGACUACACACACAGCUGCUGCCUCGCAACUCGGAGCUGCACGAUCUGCAGGAAAUACACGACUUUAUGCGCAAUUGGGUAGAUGAGCAGGAUAAGCUUAUUAAACGGGCGGAACAGCUACUCCAAGCACCAGAAGCGGACUUUAUUCACUAUGAGGAGCUAGACACACCGUUGCUCAUCAAUGACGGGGCCAUUUUGGAGGCACUGUACGUAAAUGAUGCACCUUGGACGGCGCAUGAUGCUACCAUAGAUCUGCACGAGUUGCUGCAGCAAAUCCGUUUGCUAAAGCAAGAACUCAUAGGUCUGGAUGGCGGACGUACCAAGCGCCAGCCGCAACUCUUUCGUUAUGACUAUGAGCAGCUGGAAUUUGAUGUUGUUGAGGUGCAGGAGCUGCACAUCGAGCAGCUGAACCAUGCGCCAUUCUACCUACAGAAUGCCACAUUGCAGUUCAACGGUUUGAUCAAUGCGCAGCGCCUGGAGGUGAUGCGGCCGCAGCCAAUUGAGCAAGCCAAAUCCUUACCCUCAAGAACGCAACAGCGCCUGGAAUUGGACGCCGAUCUCAACUGCGAAUUUAUCAAUGGCUUGGCAUGGACACAAUUCUUGCAGCAGUUGGCUUGGCGUCAGGAGCCGCUGCAGCUCUCGCAGCUGCGUGUGGCAGGCGCUGUUGUCUUUGAGGAUUCGCUGCAUUUGAGCGCGCUUAAUGAGCUGAGUUUUCCUGACGACUAUCUCUGGUCCCAGGAGAGCUCCACAAGCAUCGUUUUCUCGCCCAAACAGUUUACCCAGACGCUGUCUGCGAAUAUGGUGGACACUUUUGGGUCUAUCAAUGGUUGCGAUCCCUCGGAUGCGGUUACACUAAGCGAUGAACAGGACUGGCCGGGUUGGGUCACCUUUACACAGCUGGAAGUGUCCGAGGAACUAGAGCUCAAUGGUAGCGCCCAAGGACGUCAGUUUGAGGAGGCGCCUUUAAAUCCCACGCUGACCGAUUCGCAUCACGUUCAUGCCGCCUGUCAUUUUUCCCAACUGAUUGUCAAUGGGCCGCUGCAGCUGCGUGGAUUACUGGAUAACAGCAGCUUCGAUGCGUUGCUGGGUGAUCUGGCUCAGCGACCGGUUGAUGCCGAGGAGGAGCUGAUCAUACCAGCAGCCAAGCAUGUGCAGCACCUGGCGUUGCCAGUGGAUGCUCAUGUGCUGGAUGGCACACUAAACGGCUUUCCUAUUGAGCAGUUUGUGACCAAGCAUACAGAGCAAACGCUGCACAAUCUGAGCAGUCUAGCGGGAUAUGUGUACUUUCAUAAACUACAGCUCAGCGGCUUCUACGAUGGCAUCCACCUGGAGCAGCUGCUGGCUCAGGCGUUGCGUGUGGAUGCACCUAUCAUGGCGCCAACUACGCGUCUUCGUUUCGUCAACGAGCCGCAACUGGCAGAGCUUCGGGUGUCCCACAUGCUGAACGAUGUGCCACUCUCCAGCGGAUAUCAGACUUUAUACGAGCCGCUGCAUCUCAGCCAGGCACGUUUUACGCGCCUUCAGGCAGAGCAACUGGAUGUAACGCACAACGUGACGGGUCCAGGUCGCCUAAAUGGAUAUCAACUCAGCGAGCUACUUUUGAGUGAGCCGCGCAGGGACACGGUACAAGUGCAGGAUUUGAUUUUGCCUAUGGGCGUGCAGACGUCCAAGCUGCAGGGUAUCAAUGCCGAACUGCUUCUGGGGUUUCUGCGACAGUUGGAUGAGCUGCCGCUGCUUAUUCUCCAUGGGCAGCUGCAAGUGGAUCAUAUUGCAGUCAGUGGCGCGGUGCUCGUUGAUGAUACUCUUAACGGACAGAGUGUAGACCAGUUGCAGCGCGACGUUGUCUGGCUUGAUCGACCCAAUGAGCUGCGCACACGCUGGCGUUUCCAACAAGCGCCCAUAUUUGCCAGCGAUCUGUUGCUCCAGGGCAGUUACAACGAGCGCCUUUUACCCGAACUGCUAGACGAUAUUGUCUUUCGCCCUGACCAAGAUCAGGAACUGCUCAUUGUUGGCACCAAGAGCUUUGCGAGCCAUGUGCAGAUCCUCGACACUCUGCAGCUGCAGGCACUUAACGGCGUGCCCUUCGAUCGACUGGCCAAUAAGCUGCAACCGCUGGACUUUGCCGGUGAGCUGCGCCUGGAGGGUCGGCUGCAUGUCACUCAUUUGCAGUUGGAGGGCGCACUUAAUGGCCAAGCAAUUGGACAGCUGGAUAAGCAGCUGCGCUGGGAUACAAAGCUGGCUGCCUUUGUGCAGCGUGGUUUAGUACAUUUAGCGCAGCAAACACAGCUGCAAGAGCUUACGGUUUUGGGUCAUCUGGGCAAUCGCAGUCUGGAGCCGCUGCAGGAGUUCUAUGAUGAUUUGCUCGACAAGCGACAACCACAAUUGCAUCUUGAGGGACACAAGGUAUUCACGGGUCGCGUGAGCAUCCGUGGUGGAGCUCACAUUGUCCAGCUAAAUGACAUUAAUCUCGAGCAGCUACUGCAGCAGCUGAUCUUCAUCGAUGGCAGCAUGGAACACAACGAGGUAACUCUGCACACACCGGUGCACUUUGAAGCAGCUGUGCACAUGCAGCAGCUGCAUGUGGGUCAACUGGUGCUGCAAGGUGAACGCCUCAAUGACUGCAAUAUUACCGAAUGGAUGCACGACACGCUGCGCGUGGAUCGCGACUGGCAAACAGAAAUGCCCGUUAGCUUUGCUCAGGGUUCACUGGACAACAACGCCCUGCUCGUUGGCCAGCUGAACGAGUUAAACCUGACACGUGUUGUUACGCUGCAUACGGAGCAAAAUCUCAGCUUUCCAUUGGUCACCAACGAGCUGCAUUUGGCUGAUGGGCGAGUGCAGCUGCAUGGGCUGGUGAAUGGACGCAAUCUGUCGGAGGAAUAUGCCAAUACCUUGCUGAUAAAUGCGCCAAGGGAGCAACACGUGUUCACGCCGCUGCUGAUGCAGUCGGUGGAUGUGAGUGGGACACUGUUGGCCACUGCACCCAUUAACGGUGAUCCCAACCUCAACUUAAGCGAUGUGGCCACGCUGCACGAGGAACAGUUGCGUCUACAGACGCCGAUUAACUUUGUCAGGUUGCAUGCGCCGGAUUUGCGCACACGCUUGCACAUCAAUGGCUUCAACUUUAGUGCCUGGCACGAGAAGAGUCUCUGGGCGCAAGGUCGAGCGACCCAAAUCAUAAGUGGGAACUGGAACGUGCGCUGGCUGCGCGUUAAGCAGCCCCAGCGCCCAGAGCUGCAGGCUCAUGAGGUCUACCGGCGCCAGAGCAACGCGUUAGCAGUGCGCUAUCGAGAGCUGUGCACGCGGCUGGCUAGGCUCUUUGGUCUGUUGCGUCUGCCCUACCAGGUGAAGCAGCUGCGCCGCAGCUUCGCGCUGAAGCAGGCUCCAGGUCAAUCGGAUGUGCGUCGCGUUUUUGCGCUGCAGUCGCCGGUGCCGGCUGCUAGCUAUCUGCUGAUCAACGAGCUGGGCUGCUGGACGCGCAUCUAUCGCUGGAACGGCACGCACUAUACGAGUGCCGGCAGAAUCGAGAGCGGACCCAUUAAUGAUGCCACUGUGCUGCAGCAGCGGAACGCCAGCACCAAUAACAAUGACCAGUUCAGCUUCAUGACCAGCUACGAGCUGAGCGAUGAGCACGAGGAAGGAGGCUGGAACUGUAGCAGCCUGGCCCAUCUGCAAAGCUGGCGCACUAGCGCCAAGACUAAAAUCGAGCCAAUGGACGUGCCAGCUAGCAAGCUGCAGCAACUACAGCAAAAGCAUGAGGCGCAACAGCUGCAGCGUAAUAAACCAAGCUAUCAGCAGGCCAUCAAGUACUUGAGCCGGCCAAGCACUGAGUCACAAUUGCGUCCACAUCUUGAUGCGGGUCACACCCUAAGUCAGGAACAGUACGAGACAUUGCGUCAGCGCCUGCUGCAGCAUCUCAGCUUUCGUCUACAGACCGAGGUGAACAUCACGCAGCUAAGCAUUCCCGAGAGCGAUCUCUAUGACGACGAGCAUCUUGUGGAGGACUUCUUACGUCUGAUGCAGCAACUGCGCCGUGCUUCGACAUCUGGCACUGGGGUGUUUGCAUCUUUGCCCACGGACACACUGCCGUUACCGAAUAAUCCGUCGCGCGUGUUGGCCGCGCGCAGUGCCCAACUAAUUUGGCCAGUGCUCGAGGAGCUGAAGGCGCUGCAUGGACGGCUUUCGUUCAACGAUAGCCUAGCACAUGAGCAGCAGCGUGUGCUGGUGCUUCAACUGGAGCGCACUUUGCGUGACGUGUUGCUCCUUGCCAACAACAAUGAUGGCCAUGAAAAAAUUGUCGAUACAGAUGAUGAUGAUACGAAGCGCCUACAUGCUGUGAUUGAGCGACUGCGUGAGUUGCAACAGGAGCUAGAGGAAGCGCAGCAGUCGGACCUAAACUCAGAUGAGGCACGCAGCAUCCUAUCCAUGGAAUUGCCCCCUCCGAAGCAACAAUGGUUGCCCGUCGAAACAAUACGUCUGUAUGUGGGUCGUGUGCAGCAAGCCCAGUUGCUCUAUGCCCGUCUGACCAUUGUCGCUUCAAAUGUGCCGCCCAUUGCCCCAUCGACAGCGCCGGCCGCUCACAUCCAGCUGCAUCAUGCCAAUGGCACCCUUUUCCAGUCGCUGGCUGCCGAUCAUUUGGCGCGCCAGCUAACAGCCUUACGCGUGCGGGAUGAAACCCUGCUGGCUUUUAUCGAGAGUUGCUGCCGUGUGCGCGUCUUUAUUUAUCGCGGCAUUCAGGGCUUUGUGCCAUUCACGCAGUUUCAUGUUGAGGAGAAUGGCGAGAUGGAGCAGCCAUAUGCACUUCAAUUGCUGGCGCUACGCCUGCCAUUACAGAGUUCGCCGGGCGCGCUCUAUAUGCUGGCCGUGGUUCAGUCUCGCCGUAUAACCUUUUAUGAGCUGGUUAUGCCCGGAUUCUUUGAGCCUUGGUUACAUUGUUAAUAGGUUUAAGAAUAAAUGUGUAAUUUGAUUUGUUGUUUAUGUA